AUGAUGAACAAGACCUUGCGAGUGACCCUGCUCAAAGCGCAAGGUCUGACUUAUCGUCCUUCAUGCCCUCCAUUUCCCCCUACCCAUCCAACAUGUCGAACAUAUACCCACCCUUCAUCCCUCGUCCUCUCUACUUCUUACCAAGACCCUCAGAACCUUCCAGAAACUACAUCCUCUCAACUGCCUCUGAAUUCACUCAGUAUGAAGGACCUCUCGACCACAGCUCGAAGACAUCACCAAACAAAACCCUCGACUGGGAUAUUCUCACAUUUCAACUUUCUCCGUCGUACUACCCAAUGUUCAAUGUCCGAACUAUUCGCUUCUGUCCCAUUUGAUAUCCUCGGAGAUUCUCCUCUCCCUCGAAAGGUGUUGUAUCAUAUCCUCGAAAGAACUCCCGAUGUUCGAACUUUGAUCCAAAUUAUACCUCUUCUCCCUCCUGUCUUACAACGUCAUACUCUUAUUCGAAGUCUUCCUUUAGUCUUUCUGCUCAUACGACAAAUAGCCAAAUGUAACGCUCAAGCAUUACUUCCUAUCGCUAUAGACAUCUUCUUCACCCGGAUACAUCAAAGUCAAUCGGAGUUGAAUGCCGAGGAGCUUGAUGGAAUUUAUGAUGAUGUCUUACGAGCUAUGGGGAGGUUUUCACAUCUAUCGGAAUUACGAAUUGAGGAGGAUACAAAAGGUUCUUUACCUCCUUAUAUCGUCAAGCAGGUGGUCAGAGUCACUGAACAUUAUUUGAUUAUGUUGGAUUGUCUACCUGGAACUUCACAGAAGAAAUCAAAGAUGGGAGAGAAAAUGUUGAAAAGGUUAUUCAGUCCGAGAUUCCUGUCAGGAAGCGUGAGGGAUGUGAUGAUUAGACAUUGUGAAGAAAGAGGGGUGGAGAUGAAGGAGGGUUGGUAUUGGAGAUGUUUUGAAUCUGCUGCCAAUGAAGGAAAGUUUCGACUGGCCAAGACAUUUCUGAAGAAGAUUAGAAGUGGAGAUUUAGACAACGAGUUUGUUCAAGAGGGAAAUAAUGGAAAUCUGCCGGAGGGACAAAGGUUGAUAGAUGAUACCAUUUUGGUUCGUAAGGCUAAAACGAAGGAUUUCACGAGUGCUAUUGGAUCUCUUCUUCUGCCAUCUACUUCAAUCAAUGGUCCAAAUGAGGAUGAAGACACAUCUACGUCGAUCUCUGAAGACUCGCCAAUCUCACAUUCGACGGUGGGAUCCAGUAUGGGAUAUGAUGGGACCAACGAUCUUCUCGAGGGAUCAAUGAAGAAUCUGAAGUCUCACAUUCCCUACGCAUGGUCUACCCUUCUGCACCGUCUCAGUCGAGAUGGACGGAUCGGACAAGAAAAAGUCAACAAUGUCUUAGAUGUCAUGCCUGAAGAGGCGAAGACCAAUCAUGGGAUCGCUUCUAUAAUGUGGGGGCUCAUCAAGCGCGGGGAGCCGGAGCAAGCCAUGGAAGUCUUCCACGAAUUGGUGGAACAAAAUCAGCAAUCGCCAGAACACAUUCAAUUGACUUUGAAGGGUGAAGAAGAAGAAGAAGUGUUUUCGGGCAUAUAUCACACGAAAAGUAAGAACAAACCUCCCAUUGAUCGAGCCAUCUUGGCGGUAGCCACUCAAGCUUCAAAUCAAAUCGAAGGAAAUCUUGACAUUGCUAUACGUUUGACCGACAUGUACGCAGUUCGACCAAGAAGAAUUUCCUCAACUUCGAAUUCAGAUAUACAAAUUGUUUUGGAUAGUCAAAAUCUUAAUGUACUACUUCGAUUAUGUGUUUCAGCUGGAUCACCUUCAACGGCAUUGAGACUUUUUCACGCUGCCUAUCCUCGUUGGGGUAUAUGGCCAGAUCAUUACUCUUUAUCACUCAUUCUUGACGUUUGUCGUUUCCCCCGUCAACACCACGAUGAUCAUCAUGAUGACCGUCAACGUCAUUCUCACCUGAACUCAUCGGACUCAUCAGGCUCUUUUGAACAGAAGGACGAAUUUCGAGAUCGUUUGAGACUGUUAUCUUCCAGUUGGCGAUUGAAACUAGCCGACCGAGAUCUAUCUUUUGAAGAUAGAGGGGAAUGGGAAGCUUACGAGUUUUCAGGUUUCUCACGUGGUGAUACUUCUAUCUUACUUGAUCCUCCUGGAUAUACAUGGAGUGGGGAAUACGGAAAUUUAUCACCAUGGGAGAGAGGAAGAGAGAUGUUUAGGGAAGUAGUACUUGGUAAUUGGCCACAUUUACGACAAAUCCGAAACCCUCUCGAUUCUCAAGGGACUUUAGAGACAGUAGCUUCUUUCUUCAGCAAUACUCCAUCAGCCUCAAGCUCCAGACCAUCAUACGACGUAAAACCAGAUCAAUUGGGUGGUCAAACAGAGAGUAGAGAGAAGGAAAUGGUUGGUAUGGGGAGGGGAGAGUUGAGAAUGCCAUUGAAGAACGCACGGUAUACUUAUAUGAUUCCGAACUCUAGAUGUUGGCAUUCUUAUAUUCUACUUCUGGGUUAUUGGGGACGAGCUGAGGAGAUACCGCUCGCAUUAGCUUGGAUGAGAUACUUGGAUGUGAGGCCGUUGAGAAGGACUUUGGUCGUGGCAUUGGCGUAUGUAGCUGAUAUGGGAGGUCAGAGGAUGUAUGUGAGGGGUAUGGGUUGGGUAGGGGAUGAAGAGAGGUUGAGGAUGUGGUCGGUUGAUUGGUUGGAUGGGGGGUCUACGCACUCAGAUGUCAGUGUACAAGGGCCGUUGAAUGGUGGGGAGUCACAAAUGUUGGAUGAGGAAAACGACAAUGAGUUAGGGAGAUAUCGAGAGAACAUGGUGGACAAAGACCAGGGAGCUGGGCAACAUGAUCAACAGGAAGAGGAAGAGACAGUCGAAGAAGAGGAAGGAGAAGAGAGAUGGAGUCUUGUACCAGGAGAGAGUGAAGUGGCGGAUUGGAUCAGACAUCUGAGCGAAAGAGGGGAAAGGAUGACAGCUUGA
Tremella mesenterica DSM 1558 is the source of this 2928-nucleotide messenger RNA. RefSeq lists its product as uncharacterized. The transcript has 2 exons. Gene Ontology annotation, molecular function: protein binding. The record is from RefSeq and is a predicted model, not a curated record. Bases 1 to 2928 code for a protein of 975 amino acids. NCBI's taxonomy places the organism in Eukaryota, Fungi, Basidiomycota, Tremellomycetes, Tremellales, Tremellaceae.